Molecule: messenger RNA, 7885 nt
Organism: Oncorhynchus gorbuscha (pink salmon)
Lineage: Eukaryota; Metazoa; Chordata; Actinopteri; Salmoniformes; Salmonidae
Product: serine/threonine-protein kinase WNK1-like
Exons: 27
Coding region: 696-6167 (1823 amino acids)
Biological process (GO): positive regulation of sodium ion transmembrane transporter activity; positive regulation of potassium ion import across plasma membrane; protein phosphorylation
Cellular component (GO): cytoplasm; cytosol
Molecular function (GO): chloride channel inhibitor activity; protein serine/threonine kinase activity; potassium channel inhibitor activity
Source: RefSeq, a predicted model, not a curated record
UGGUUUGAAGCUAGCAAACUGCCGUCGUUUAGUGGGAAGGAGGCGGUUCUAGUCCCCCGCUCGCACGAGAGAAAGACCCGCCUCAUCUGUAAAAUGAAAGCUGCCAGUCUGGGAACGUUCCGACAGUCAUUAUUAUACCUCAGUAAUUCCAACCGGCUCCUUUGCUUUGGUAAACGUGUUAGAGUUCUCACAGUUUGAAGACUACUUAUGGAUGGAAACUUGACCACACGACGUGACACUGGAUCUCUGCUGGGAGUGUGUGGCCUGUCCGUUGCCUGCACAGUGAGGCUUGGUGCCUGGAGCUGAGUCUAGCUCUUUCCCCCUCCCUUCUGGUGGCUCCUUAUGCUGGAUUGCAGCUGUACCCUGUGUCUUGCAGGAUGGAUGGUGUGGAUCUAAAGGGUCUCGUGUGUUGGCAGCGCUCCCUGUUCUGUGACAGUGUUCUCUUCUUUUCUAUUUACAAAAGAACACCCCCCAUCCUCCACCCAGACUCUGAGCCCUGUAUACCUACUAACUGUAUUUAAGCAGCAGUCACACAGGUAGGAAUAGGAGAGGGAGGUUUGCAAAACAAGCUCCUGUUUUAAUUGGUCAGUCUGACCACAUAGAUUUCAAUUUCUUUCCAAAGCCUUUAUGGAGGAAGUUUGAGUUCUCUUUUCUCUGUUGAAUCAUAUCCGCUCACUAUUGUUGGGGGUGGUGGGAUGUCGGAAAAGCCCAACAACAAGAUGGUUAAGUUCCUGACUCCCCUUCCCAAGAGUGGUAACGGAAACAACGGGUCUGGCUCGGACUCGCUUGUUGGUGAACGGAUGGCAGCAGAGGUGAGGCGGCGCCACCACACCAUGGAGCGCGACCGUUGCGCUGCAGAACAUCGAACCUUCUUCCGUCGCAGCGUCAUCAGCGACUCCAAUGCCACAGCCCUUGACCUCCCCUUACCGAGUAAAAUCCCUGUCCUUGCACCUCUGGUACCCCGCGUGCGAGAUGUCGCGCCCCGGCACUCUGGUGCACUGCCCACCCCAAGACCUGCACUCCGUGUGACUGUGAGGGAGGAGUUGGCUGAGUGUGAAGGUGGAUUGAGGGUGGAUGUGGUGUCUGUAGAGCAGAAGGCUGCUGUACUACAGGAUAUCUGUGAUGGGGAAGCAGUGGUUGCUCAGCAAGCAAACAGUCUAGCUGCCCAACCUCUGAGCCAAACAACAGAACCUGAGAGUGAGGUGAAGGAGAGUGACGAAGGAGAGGGGAGGGAAGCAGAUAAGGAAGAGAAGGAGAAAGCCCGGGUAGAGGCUGAACUGAGAGAGGCGGAAAAGAAGGUGCAAGAUGACAUUGAGGAAGCCGAGACGAAAGCGGUGGGAACGUCGCCGGAUGGGCGUUUCCUCAAGUUUGACAUUGAGAUUGGACGUGGUUCCUUCAAGACGGUCUACAAGGGCCUGGACACAGAGACCACAGUGGAGGUGGCAUGGUGCGAGCUGCAGGACCGUAAGCUGUCCAAGUCGGAGCGCCAGCGGUUCAAGGAGGAGGCGGGCAUGCUGAAGGGGCUGCAGCACCCCAACAUUGUCCGCUUCUACGACUCUUGGGAGGCCCCUGUUAAAGGCAGGAAGUGUAUUGUGCUGGUCACAGAGCUCAUGACCUCUGGAACACUCAAAACGUAUCUGAAGCGCUUCAAGGUCAUGAAGAUCAAAGUUCUGAGGAGCUGGUGUAGGCAGAUCCUGAAGGGCCUUCACUUCCUCCACACCAGGGCCCCGCCUAUCAUCCACAGGGACCUGAAGUGUGACAACAUCUUCAUUACGGGGCCCACAGGCUCCGUCAAGAUAGGAGACCUGGGAUUAGCAACACUCAAGAGGUCCUCUUUUGCCAAGAGUGUCAUAGGUACCCCUGAGUUCAUGGCGCCUGAGAUGUAUGAGGAGAAGUACGACGAGUCAGUGGAUGUGUAUGCCUUUGGGAUGUGCAUGCUGGAGAUGGCCACCUCAGAGUACCCAUACUCCGAGUGCCAGAACGCUGCACAGAUCUACCGCAGAGUCACCAGCGGGGUGAAGCCGGCCAGCUUCGACAAGGUGGCGAUCCCAGAGGUGAAGGAGAUCAUCGAGGGAUGCAUCCGACAAAACAAGGACGAGAGGUACUCGAUAAAGGACCUGCUGAACCAUGCCUUCUUCCAGGAGGAGACAGGGGUGCGUGUUGAGCUGGCCGAAGAGGACGACGGUGAAAUGGAGGCCAUCAAGCUUUGGCUGAGGAUAGAGGAUGUCAAGAAGCUGAAGGGGAAAUACAAGGACAACGAGGCCAUUGAGUUCUCCUUCGACCUCAGCAAGGAUGUCCCUGAGGACGUGGCCCAGGAGAUGGUGGAGUCUGGCUACGUGUGUGAAGGGGACCAUAAGACCAUGGCUAAGGCCAUCAAGGACAGAGUUUCCCUCAUCAGCAGGAAGCGAGAGCAGAGGCAACAGGUGCGAGAGGAACAGGAGAAGAGGAGGCUGGAGGAGGAGCAGGGCCAGCAACAACAACUACUGCAGCAGCAGCAGGGCCAACCUCAACCAGGGCUCCAGCCCGGCACAGAGGCCCCCCAACCAGCCCAGCCUGUCCCUCAGGCAGCCCCCCAGCCAGGCCAACAGGCUGCCCCCUACAUCCCCCCACAGCCCACCCAGCAGCCAACCCAGCCCAUGGCCCCCUACAUCCCCCCUCAGACAGCACAGCUGGGGCCACAGGGGGUUCCCUAUAUACCCCAGUCUACAGGGCAGCUCCCAGUCUCUGUCCCAGUAUCGUCCCAGAUUCCAGUCCAGGUUCCAGUCCAGACAGAAUCAGAGAGGCCAGAGGUGGACCAGUACCCACAGCAGACUGAGACUGCCAAUCAAAUGACAGAUAGUGCUCAGGGUUCCUCUGUCCUUCAUGAGACAAAGCCGGUGAUGUCAUACACCUCUCUUCCCAGUCAGCAGCCUCAGCCACAGGCCCCUCCUCCUGUCCAAACAGACCCAUCACGUCAGCCGCAGCAGACCAUGGUGGUUCCUGCUGCUCAGCAUACCACUGUUGCCCCUGGGGCUCCAAGCUCCCAGCCUGCCCCUGGGGCCCCACAACAGUAUGGAGGUUACUACCACCCACCACUCCCCCCUCAGGUGCCCCCCCAGCAGGUGACAUUGCCCCCCUCUCAGCCCAUCCCUCCCCUGCACCUCCAGCAGCCACAGCCAGAGGGCAGUGAUGUACCUCAGAGCUCAGUACUACCACCUCUCCAGCCUGCAGUCUGGCAAAUACAGGCCCCUGUGAGUGUAUCCCAGCCGGCGCCAGCCGAGCAGGCAGCAGGUCCGACAACACUUGUCCCUCAGUCUGUGGAGAGUUGCCUGUCAGACGCAGCGUCAGGUCUGAGUGACGGCUAUGAAGGGGCGUCGGGUGGUAGACACGAGGGGCGCUCCAUGAUCAAGCGGCACCAGCGGCGUUCCGUACGCAGCCGCUCUCGGCACGAUAAGACCGCCAAGGCCAAGCUCAACGUCCUCAAUAUCUCCAACAUGGGAGACCGGGUGGCAGAGUGCCAGCUGGAGACUCACAACAGGAAGAUGGUGACCUUUAAGUUUGACCUGGACGGAGAUAACCCAGAGGAGAUUGCACAGAUCAUGGUGCUGAGUGAAUUUAUCCUGGAGAGCGAACGUGAGUCGUUCAUCGAGCAGGUUCGUGAAGUCAUCGAAAAGGCGGACGAUAGAGAGGGCAUGAAGGAAGGCUACGCUCAACCACCCUUUACACAGAUUGUGGUGGAUGACCCCUCACAGCAGCCUGACAUGCCCACUCAUCUGCCUGGUGUUCCUCCCAGCGUUGCAGCUCAGGUAGUCCACUCUGCAGGCCGGAGGUUCAUUGUCAGCCCUGUCCCAGAGUCCCGUCUGAGGGAGCAAUUCUUCGGCCCUCCAUCUGCUAACACCUCGUUUGGGGAUGAGCCCCCUCAAGUGAAUCUGGGCCUGUCCCUGUCUGCCCCCUCAGGCCACCUCCAGCAGGCCUUAACUGAGAUGAGGCAGCCGCAUGGGGAGAGACGAGCCACCAUGGGCCACCCAGCCGAGCCAGACACCAGCAUAGUCCCCUCCUCCCUGCGCCCAGCCUCCCCCUCUCUCCCACCCUCACCAAACCUUGGCUCCCCCAGAGGCUACACUCAGAGCAGCACCCUGCAGCUGACCUGGUUCCUAUUCCAUCCUCUCAGCCUAUCCCUGAGUCCAUACCUGUCACUCAGCCCACCUCCCAGUCCCAGCCUAUCCCUGCCUCUGUCCCUGUGGCACAGUCUGCAAUGGCACCCACCCAACUUCCACCCCUCUACCCUGCCCUCCCAACCGUCCCAGCCAGGGGACCCAGAUGGGGUAGAGUCCCAGUCCAAGGUCCCUGGUAUAGAUGACAUACAUGCCCUGGAUAAGAAGCUGCGCUCCCUCUUUAAGGACACAUCCUCUGCGGAAACUGGCAACACUGAGACCACCUCCCCCUCCACAGGGACCAUCUCCCCUCCCCCCGGGGCAGCCCCGGUGCCCCCCUCCAACCUGUCUCUCACCGCCGGGGGACAGGGAGCCCAGGGCCCCACCACGACCCCAGGACAGGGCCUCACACCAGGGGGACAUGCACAGACACCUCCAGCCAAGCCUGGUCAAGCCACCAGUGCACAGGUGUAUCCUGUUGGCUCCGAGCAGGCAGGCACCCCUACCUCCGAGCAACUGCCUCCAUUCCCAGGACCAAACCAGUCCCAGCAGCCUGUGGAUAGUCUGGACGGCCAGCCAAGGAGAGCUCUGAGCCCAGAGACCAUCCCAGGGAGCAGUGAGGCAGCCGUGCCCUCCACAAGGGUUGUUGAACUGGGACGCUUCCAAGUCUCCGUUGCAGCAGACGCUAGCACCGGCAGCACUCCUGACCCCUCCAACAUCGCCUCCUCUUCCUCUCUCACCCCAUCCUCCUCAUCCUCCUCUUCCUCUUCUUCCUCUUCCUCCCUCUCCAGCCCUGAAAACACCCUCCACCGCUCCUCCUCCCUCCUUUCCAAAGGGGUCCGGAGAGGAGACUCUGUAGAUGCGCUCUCUUCUGUCCCAACACAGCCCACUACCAUCGGACGCUUCCAGGUGUCUACUAGUGCCAGCAUUGGCCCCAGCCCUAAUUCUGUCUCGAAGGUGGGCCGUUUCUCAGUGAUGCCAGCCGCAGUCAAUCCCACGGCACCUCCGGGGUCUAGCCCCUCCCAUCAGAACGGUCCUUCCUCUUCGACCUCUGACCUCCGUAGCUCCGCCCCUGGUGUGAACAGUGGUUCAUUUAACCAUUACAUGACCAGCGACAACGAGGACGACUCAGGGCCUGAGGACGAGGCCUUCCAGAGCGAAGUCAGCUGCCUCCGAGAGAAGCAUAUGAUAGAGAUCCAGACCCUCCACUCACGGCAGAAGGAGGAAAUAGAUGCUCUGUUCACCAGGCUGGGUAAACCUCCUCCUUCAGCUGUCCUCUCCCCCGCUAUGGCUGGGGGCAGACGUAGACCCAAGACCAAGGCCAACAAAUCAGCCCGCAGCAGCGCCCAGGCCAGUCCCCAGCACUCGGGAGCCCCAGUCACAGGCCAGAUCCCCCCAGCGUCCCCACCUAAGCAGACGUCUCCCCCCACUGCAGCGCUCUCAGACAGCCAGACCUCCACCAUGGGAGUGAGUGGGACCAGUUCAGACAGUGGAGUGAACACCAGCCAGUCUCAUCCAUCAGGCCCUAACACAGCGCCGGCCCUAACACAGAACCGAAAGGGCACGUUCACAGACGACCUGCACCAGCUUGUUGACAACUGGGCCCGAGACGCCAUCAGCCUCUCCCAGGGCAAGAAAGGACCCAAGGGAACAGCCCAGGGACCCGGACAUGACAUCCCUCUACAUAUCCCUCCACAAGCAAACAUGAGCCGAAAGUUUUCUGCCCCCGGCCACCUGUGCCCCACCCUCCCGUCUACCACCCUGGCAGGUGCCCACCUCCCCAUUACCACUAACCCCUCCAACCCACUCUGCCAGCGUCAGGGCUCUCUAGCCCCCCCCCCCCCCCCCAGGGAUUUGGCUAUGGCACAGCCCCCUACAGCACCCCCCAGUGGGCAGGACCCUGUCAGGUGGGUCUCCUGGCCCAGUACCAGGCCCCUUCCGUGGCCUCAGCCCCCCCUUCAGCAGGCCUUCCACAUGGGAGCCACCCAGAAACCUGUUAGCAACCCUGGAGGUCCCAACCUGAGGCCCACAUAGCCCAGUCUGCAGCCCUGGACCUGGGUUAGUAAGGCUGGGCUUGAUAGGAACUGAGGGCAGGGAGGAAGAGAGCCAUAGGAGGACAACUACUAUCUGACGUUCUAUUUCACUAAUUGGUGAGGUGAAAUAAAGAGGAUGAAGUGAAAAUGGAGGAGAGGAGGCUGUGGUUCAGUCCUGUCAGACAGAGAGCGAUGUCUGUCAGUUGGAGGGAGAGUGCAAUACAUACCCACAGCACACAAUCACACCUUCACCCUUACCAGGGCCCAGUCUUUUCUGCCAAUGGCUGUGGAAGCAGGCUGUGAUUGACAUUUGGGUUUGUCCAAUGAAAGCUAUGGACCCAAGGGCACAACUGGCAAUGGCCAAAGACAUCUGUUGAAAGCACCAUUGUGAUCUCAUCAUUCCCUUAAACAGGAGGGUAGGGUGGGGGAAGUCUUAAUCACUUCUUGACUGUAACUGGCCUUAAGCUUACCUAGGACAGAGUUAGCAGAUGGAGAGAACCCCCACAAACACAUACACAUGCGCCUCCUAGCACUACUGUCAUUGGCUGAGAUUGAGGCGUUGAAUGGUAUGAGAAACUGAUUAAUUGUAGGUAACAAGUUUGUAUAAUGAAAGGAGAGUGAGAUAUGUAGAGAAGCAAGGAGGUGGAAUGAGAGAAAGAUGGUGAAUGGAAGUUGGUUAGGUAGGGUUAUAGUGGAUAGUGUUUGGCUAGUGUUACUCAUUUGAUCACCAUACAGUAAGAUGCAGUAAUAGCAAUGUGAGGAAAGGAGUGAGCCCCCUGUGUAAGAGUGGCCUUAAACCCCCAAACACAUACAAAUUGUCUUUGUAUAUAGAGAUAUUUCUUGUCCUAAGUUAUGGUUAUAUUUGAUUAUCUGUCCCUCUGAGCUGGUCUGAUGUGAUGCUCUGCUUGACUGGGUGUGUUAGUUUCUUAUGAGACCAUCACAUAAUGUUAGUGUGAGCUAAGUAACAGACCUGUCUGUGGAUAGUUCAUUAAUACCUACUUCACCUGUCUUGUCCAGGCUUUAGAUUUACCCUGAAGUGACUGUAUCCAUGAGUGUUUUAGGUUUACGUCUUAGCAACUGGUUAGGCUCAGUGGUUUGAGUUGUUGGCUUCAGCUACUGUGAUCAUUUGGUUUUCGAUCUUAGCUACUGUGUCAGUCAGUUGUCUCACACCUCACCACCUGGUGUACUUUAGUCAGACUCUGGUAAGCAAGGCUAUGGUCCUUGGUACAGUUCUGUUAGAAAGGCAUUACAUUCUUGAGGCAUAGGGUUACCUUGCGAGUGAACGGUGCAUGGUGUUCACACACAGACCUCUAAGCAAUGUCAACAAAAAUGUCUUUAACCUUAUUUCCAGUUGUCAUCUUUCAGAAUCAUGACAAAUUGUCUGGGGUUUCUGUGGCUUGUUUUAUGUGUAUAUUUUAAAUAAAAAUACAAAAGAUGUUCUUUAUCGACCUGUUUAGCGAUCAGAUUUGGAUGUUUCACAGUAAUUAUUAAAGGUUGUUAAACAACAUGUAGUUAAAGGAAUAUAAAAGUGCAAUUGCAGGGUUAUUAUUAGUAUUAUAAUCUGUCACACAGGGGAGUAGUUAUGUUCUUCUUCUGCUCUUAUCAUACACCACCCUGUAAUUUUAUCUUGUUUUACUGUGCAUAUGUGUAUACAUAUAUGUAUAUAUGUGUGUAUGUGUGUAUGUAUGUAUGUAUGUAUGUAUGUAUGUGUGUGUGUGU